UCAGUAUCAGAAUUUUUGGAAACGUAAACGCAUAAUGAUGAUUAAGUUUGUUACCAUACUGUCCUGCAUAGCUGCAGCUACAGCUGGAACUAUCAACACAGCAUAUUCAUCAGCACCAGCAGUCUCAUCCGUCUAUUCAUCCAUCAAUGAUCCCGCAACAAAAACACCAGCUCCUAUUUACGAAACAACGAAUGAAAUUAAAGAAAACGCGCAAGAUGGCUCGCAGAGAACAACUUACUCUAAAUCUAUAACGUCACCCUUUACCACGGUCCAGAAGUAUGACACGCAUGUUACCAGUAACGGAGCCCUGCUGCAUACAUAUCCUACCAUAUACUCCUCACCUACACACACCCCGAUCUAUUAUAACCCUACCACAUAUUCGGUUGCUACUCCACUUGUAACGAAAACCUACUCAACUCCUAUCUACACCCACAGCAAUACGGUUCCAAUUUUGACAAAAACUUCCUCAUCUGGACUGGCAACUUACUCGCACGGCCCAGUUGUCCAAGAUCAACAUUUGAAGACAACAAUCACAUACUCCGAGGCUCCUUUAGUGUCCCAUAUGACGUUUUCUGGCCUAGGGGCGAACUACGCUUGGUAAACAAAAUAUUAAGACAUUUAAAUAUUAUGGUACGCG
Messenger RNA from Zerene cesonia (dogface butterfly), 637 nucleotides. RefSeq names its product larval/pupal cuticle protein H1C-like. The coding region runs from base 35 to 601 and encodes 188 amino acids. The transcript has 2 exons. NCBI's taxonomy places the organism in Eukaryota, Metazoa, Arthropoda, Insecta, Lepidoptera, Pieridae. The record is from RefSeq and is a predicted model, not a curated record.